ACAAACCCAACACAUGUUAAAGCCCAUGUGGAAGCCCUAAUUUCUUCCCCUUAAAAAUCUGCAGAGUUAGGGUUAAAUUUUCCCCAUUUCAGUAGAAGCAAAAAAUUGGAGCAGAAGAAGAUGGAGGCGGCGGCAGCAACAGCGGAAUCUGUUCAAUGCUUCGGGAGGAAGAAGACAGCUGUAGCAGUAACCCACUGCAAACGCGGUAAAGGUUUGAUCAAGAUCAACGGUGUACCUAUCGAGCUAGUUCAGCCAGAGAUUCUGAGGUACAAGGCUUAUGAACCUAUUUUGCUUUUAGGACGACAUCGUUUUGCUGGUGUAGACAUGAGGAUCCGUGUGAAAGGUGGAGGUCACACGUCACAAAUCUAUGCAAUUCGUCAGUCAAUAGCGAAAGCACUUGUUGCAUUUUACCAGAAGUAUGUUGAUGAGCAGUCGAAGAAGGAGAUUAAGGAUAUACUUGUGCGAUAUGAUAGGACUUUGCUUGUUGCUGAUCCUAGACGAUGUGAGCCUAAGAAGUUUGGUGGUCGUGGUGCCCGUUCUAGGUUCCAGAAAUCUUACCGUUAAUUUCUUUUUAUUUCUGUCUCGUUAUGGUUUUUGAACUUGUGCGCUGAGAAUUUUGAAGUGAUAUUUCUAAUGUUUUGGAUUUUAAACUUUUAUUAUAUGACUGCAAUGUGAUCAAUCGAUUCUAUUUUUGGUUUGA
Messenger RNA from Solanum lycopersicum (tomato), 700 nucleotides. Its product is annotated as small ribosomal subunit protein uS9. Gene Ontology annotation, biological process: translation; maturation of SSU-rRNA from tricistronic rRNA transcript (SSU-rRNA, 5.8S rRNA, LSU-rRNA). NCBI's taxonomy places the organism in Eukaryota, Viridiplantae, Streptophyta, Magnoliopsida, Solanales, Solanaceae. Gene Ontology annotation, cellular component: ribosome; cytosolic small ribosomal subunit. Gene Ontology annotation, molecular function: structural constituent of ribosome; RNA binding. The record is from RefSeq and is a predicted model, not a curated record.